CACAACCUUGCCAGUUUGUUACUUUUCUACAUCUAUAGUACUGCUUCGUGUCAAAACAGGUAGUGGUUUAUUGGUGAUCACAUUAUUCCAACAUUCAGCAAUGUUGCGGAAUAUUUUAUGUGAUGUGAGAUGCAUGGGCUACAGAGUUGGCCAUUUUUAUCAACAGAUGGAACGUGUUGAAAGGACUGUGACUAAUAAAAGUUAUCUUUCAUAUAUUAGUUAUGAUAAACACCAAAGUUUUAAAGUGCAGUUGCCUAACAUGUGUUUGACUGAAGUAAAAAGGGAAGGUGAUAAAACCCAUUCACAUGAAACAAAUGGAUUCUUUAAAAAGCUCAAAGAUUUUAAUUCAGAAAAUUAUAUGAGAACUACUGAAACUUGCAUUAGUUCACAAGGCUAUUUGAACUCUACAAGAAAUAUUGCAAGCAUAUGGAAGCCAGUGCUGUCUGAGUCAUUGUUGUCUUCAGUAUCACAACCAGGCUUUAGUCAAAAUGCUCGAUCCAUGGCCACAGGAAAAGACAAUUUUUCAAGUAUCCGCAACCGCAUAUCGUCUUUGCAAGCAAGGAAGAGAGUUCCAAAGAAGAAGAAAAAAUCUGAUGUGGAUUCUGAAGAGGAUAGGGAAAUGAUAGAAGGAUUUGCUCCUGUGGCCCGUCACAAGUUUCUUACUUAUGAUCCAGAUUUUGCUCUUCCAGAAAUUCAAGCGCAUAGGCCAUUGCAUAGAGAUUGGCAAGUUAUCGCAUACGCAACAGCUGACGAAUACGAUUUGGAUGGGCUGUUAGAAGGUCUGACUCAUCAAGGUCUGUACUCCGCUGCUGCUAUUAAUCCAGGUAAUGUUUCCGCAGACAGUCCAGUUCAUGCCACAUCAGGCAAAGCAGGAAAAACCUCCACACAGUCCUCUAGUAGCAUUCACCAGAAUGUACCCUUUACGGGCAGUAGUUCUCCUCAAACCUCAUCCACAACAAUGCCAGAUGCUCACGAUGUUUUGCAUAUGGUUGCUACGUAUCAGAUAGGAUCAGAGAAUCGGGAGAUUUAUUUCUUUCGAGAAGGUUCCGUUGUAUUCUGGAACGUCACAGAACUUGAAUGUGCUAGUGUGCUACUCUUUCUAAAGAAAUAUGAACAAGGUAGUUACAAGAAAGAUGUUAUUGAAGAGGAAAGUGAAAGUCUCACCUACACCUACUCUGACACUGC
Molecule: messenger RNA, 1185 nt
Organism: Macrobrachium nipponense
Lineage: Eukaryota; Metazoa; Arthropoda; Malacostraca; Decapoda; Palaemonidae
Biological process (GO): positive regulation of mitochondrial translation
Source: RefSeq, a predicted model, not a curated record